UGGGGAGUGUUGCUGCACAGCUAUUUUCAGGUCUCUCCAGAGAUGUUCGAUCGGGUCCUUGAAAAGCUCUAUUAGUCCCAUGUAUUAGUAUUAUGAUUAAAAGCACUGGGGCAAGUGUCCAACAUGUUGAAAUCGCUCUGCCAUUUCCUGGUUGCUAAAAUUCAAAAUGUUGUUUAUGUGACAAAACAAGCAAUGUGUGAAGAGAAUCAAUGUACCAUCUAAAUCACUGUGAAAUAUAUUUUCAAUAAUUAAAAAUAUCAUAUUUUCAGCUGUUUGAAGUUGGUGGACAAAACUGAAAGUAAAAGACUCAAUAGGGAGUCUCCACUGUGGUUGCGGGGGAGGGGAUGCAGGCAACCCAGUAUCACAUAUUAUUGUGAAAUAGACACAAAUUGCUUAUUGAACAUUUGUGACAGGCACACUAAAAGUGUAUUUUUUCCUUAACCCCUAACACUAAUCUUAACCCCUAGCCUAGCUAACAUUAGCCACCUAGCUAGCCUAGCAAUUGUGUAAUACACACGAAAUGCGUUGUGAUGAACAUCUUGUAAAAGUGAACUUUUUCGUGUCCCUGUCACACAAGUCAUUUGUGUCUAUUUCACAAUAAGCUGUGAUAGUGUGUUGGAUGUGGGGGAGGGAAGAGAGUUGUUUUGAAUGUAUCCUACGUUUUAAUCUUUUUGGGUUUUUUUGUGGUAUUUGUCUUACUUUUUAGCUCUGCAUUGUUGGGAAAGGGCUCGUAAGUAAGAAUUUCACCUGUUGUAUUCGGCGCAUGUGACAAAUAAAAUGUGAUUUUAUUUUAUUUAGGUGUUGUUGCAAUUUACCUAGUUUCCGCAAGUGUUAUCCAUUCUACAUAGAGAUCCUUUAAAUUGAGAAGGUUGAUCAUAGCUACCAAAUAUUGACCCUCAGAGACAGUAGUUGAUAUUGCUCAGAAUAUUGGACAGUGGCCAUAUGUGCAUCAUAUUCUAAUAGUAUAGGAGCUAUUACAGUGUAUGUUUAUCUACAGUGCACUUUUACUGGUGGUUGAAUGGUAAAAAUAGAUGAUUGUAAUAGUCUUUCACAUAUUGUCAUGAUUGAUGGAGUGACACAUGGCUGUUCCCUCUUUCUGUCACCAGGAAAUGUAUCCGUGUGUGUCUUUCCUGCUCCUGCUGAUGGGCAGAGGUGUGCUCUCCCAGGAGGUGGAAGUAUGUUCCAAAUCAGUGGUGAACUCCUGCAGUGACUGCAUCAUAUCAGGAGCGUACUGCGUGUGGUGCAAACAACUGAACUUCACCAAACCAGGGGAGCAGGAAGCAGCUCGCUGUGACACCCGGGCUCAGCUAGUAGAGAGGGGCUGCAUGGAAGGAGACAUCAUAUCUCCCAUCAAUAUAUUUUCUUUUUCUAAGAACAGCACCCUGUCCAACAGUACAUUUGACAAGGACGAACCCAUCCAGCUCCGUCCUCAGGAGGUCAAUCUGAAGCUCAGACCAGGACUGCCUCAGACGUUCAAGCUGGAUUUUCAAAGAGUGGAGGGCUAUCCUGUUGAUCUCUACUACCUGAUGGAUCUCUCUUACUCCAUGGAGGACGAUUUGAGGAGCAUCAAGACUCUGGGAAAUGAACUGUUUAAUGCUCUGCAACGCAUCACAAAAAAAGGACGAAUAGGUUUCGGCUCUUUUGUAGACAAGACUGUCCUGCCGUUCACUAACACCAACCCGGAGAAGCUGAAUAAGCCAUGCGCCGAAACUGAGAAGUACUGCCAACCUGCUUUUGGCUACAGACAUGUUCUUAGCAUGACGGAGAACAAAGCUGAGUUUGAGAGAGAGGUCAACAAGCAGCGCAUCUCUGGGAACUUAGACUCCCCCGAAGGGACCCUGGACGCCAUCAUGCAGGCUGCGGUCUGUGGGGACAGGAUUGGCUGGAGGAAUAGCAGCACUCGGCUUAUCGUUCUGACCACCGACGAUGGCUUCCACAUGGCAGGGGAUGGCAAGCUGGCUGGCAUACUGGAGCCCAAUGAUGAGAGAUGUUACAUGGACAACAAGCUGUACACAAAGAGCAAUGUCAUGGACUACCCAUCUGUUGGUCAAGUGGCUAAUCAGUUAGAGAAGAACAACAUUCAGCCAAUCUUUGCUGUGACGAAGAAAAUGGAGAAGGUAUACAGGGAACUCAGUAAAAUGAUCCCCAAGUCUGAGGUGGGAGUGUUGUCAGCUGACUCCCAUAAUGUCGUUGAAUUGAUUGAAAAUGCCUACAAUAGGCUCUCCUCCAAAGUGACGGUGACUCAUGAUGCUCUCCCUGACAAUGUGAGAGUCACUUACACUCCACUUUGUCCUGAAGGGGGACCCACAAGGGACAAAGGAGUAUGUGACAAUGUGGGUGUGGGACAGAUGGUGUCUUUCAACGUAACAGUGACAGCGGAUGAAUGUAUGGACAGUGAAAUGUCUUUCCUGAUUGGCCCGUUGGGUAUAAAAGACAAGCUGAAGGUGAGCUUGUCGACUCGCUGCAAGUGUGAGUGUCAUGACCCUGUGAUGGUCAAUAACACGUACUGCGACAGGAAGGGCCAAGUCAACUGUGGCAUGUGCAGUUGCAAAGCCGGCUUCGUGGGCCAGAAGUGUGAGUGCUCCAUCGGGGAGAAGGACGAGAGCUCUCUGAGAGCGGCAUGCCGGAAGGACAACGGCACGGAGUGCGAGGGACGAGGGGACUGUGUGUGUGGCAUUUGCCAGUGCUACGCCUUACAAGGCGGCAGCACCUACUACGGCACGCACUGCGAGUGUGAAAACGAGAGCUGCGAGAAGUUCCAGAACAAACUGUGUGGAGGGAACGGGAAAUGCCGUUGCAAAAAUUGCGAAUGCAACCCCGGGUAUGAGGGCACCACCUGCCAAUGCAAGAAGUCGGACGAGCGGUGUCGCACACCAAGCGGGAGUGUGUGCAGCAACAGGGGCACAUGCCAGUGUAACCAGUGCAAGUGUAUCGAGGGCUACCAGCGACCCUACUGUCUGACCUGCCCCGCCUGCCAAACCCCCUGUAUAACCAAGGGGAAAUGCAUUGAGUGUCUGGGCUUUCAGACAGGCCCAUUCAGUAAGAACUGCUCCCAGGCCUGUAAGAGUAUUAAUGAAUUCAAGAUGGUGGAGACGUUGCCACCUGGUAAGCCUUGUGAUGUGAGGGAUGUGGAGAACUGCCGAGUGUUCUUUACCAUUUCACAGUUGGAUGGAGAGGACAACUACAACGCCCAAAUACUAAAGACCAGAGAGUGUCCCGAGUUGCCAAACAUCUACGCCAUCAUUGGAGGCUCCAUCGCAGGCGUGGCUGUCAUCGGCAUCAUGAUCCUGCUCCUCAUCAAAUUCUUAAUGUACCUCCAAGACCAGAAGGAGUUCCGCAAGUUUGAGAAUGAGAAGCAGAAAUCCAAGUGGUCGCAGGCAGACAAUCCACUAUUCAAGAAUGCAACCACCACCGUGGCUAACCCUACCUUUACUGGAGAAUAAGUUCAGGGACAGAAGUCAGCUAAGACAUUCAGUUGGAUGCAAAUGCAUACAUUUAUUGUUUCUGUUUUAAUGUGCAUUUUAUGUAGAUUUAUUAAUUCAUUUAUACAUUGGUCUGUCUUUUUUAUGUGUCCUGAGUCUGAACAUUUUGAGAAUGACAGAACCUGUACUGAUGGAGAACAAAAAACUGCUGCAAUGUUGCUACAUUAUCUUAUUUAUAUAGCCUGUUAUCUUAUAUCUAGUUGGAGUCAAUUCCAUUUAAGCUCAAUUAAAUGCAGGAAUUAGUUUAGAAAAGCCCUGAAUAGUUUUGUGCAAGGCAGUUUUUUUUUGUCGAAUGAAAGUGUUAUGAACUGUUGUGUAAAAAGUUGGACACAUUGUUCAACUUCAUGAAACCUAUUAAAGGCCCAGUGCAGUCA
Messenger RNA from Coregonus clupeaformis (lake whitefish), 3856 nucleotides. RefSeq names its product integrin beta-2-like. Gene Ontology annotation, cellular component: focal adhesion; integrin complex; cell surface. Gene Ontology annotation, molecular function: integrin binding; amyloid-beta binding. NCBI's taxonomy places the organism in Eukaryota, Metazoa, Chordata, Actinopteri, Salmoniformes, Salmonidae. The transcript has 15 exons. The record is from RefSeq and is a predicted model, not a curated record. Gene Ontology annotation, biological process: integrin-mediated signaling pathway; cell migration; cell adhesion mediated by integrin. Bases 1080 to 3443 code for a protein of 787 amino acids.